UGCAAACACGUGACCAAAAUGGGGUGGCCUUUUGGAGACGAUAGAGCAGCAAUGAGGAUACUGAAUGAGAUUCAACGUGUUAUGCGGUUGAUUAUGCUUUUAAGAAGGCAAAGAGGAUGUAAGGGGUUGAAGUCUGGAGAGGGAGGACUGAUGGUCGUGCUCUGGAACAGCAAAGAAUCGUACAGAGUCGACCAUUGCAGGCCUUUGCUUGAUGUUUCUGGUGCUCCGAUGGGAACUGAUCUGGUGUUCGGGUCCAUAGCAGCUGCUGGUCCGUGGUGCGAAGGGUUUGCUACGGGUAAUCUCAAACCUGGCUUCACAGAUCUCAUCCAGAAGCUGUUUCCUUCUGAAGACCAAGGUCCAGAGCCGGACCAAGAAGAGCUCUGUGGCUUCACUCACAUGCACGGCCCCAUCCAUCUCCUUAUCUCCUUUCAGGUGAAAGUGGCGAAACAGUUUGAUCGGCAGGAGUGGCCUUUUCACAUAGAGGCAUUCCUACACAAGCUCAGCCUGACCAAUGCACGGGUGAAAAUACACUUUAGCUGUAAGUCGUAUCAAAAGAGGCUCCAGAGAAUUUUCAGUGGGAAGAUACAGUGCAAAUUAACACUGAAAGAUCAGUGGUCAACAUUCUUGGAUGUCACCUCCUCCAAGCCUGGGGUGAGCGUGGGGGAGAGGCCUUGGUGUCACGGAGGACAUCCUGUUCCCGGGGAGCGAGUGUCUCUCAGCAUCCCGCCUGCAGCCAUGGAGAGAGGCCUCUACGGGGAGCUCAGUCUCCAGCCGGUGGCCCUGUUAGCCCCCUGUGUGCUACAAUACCCCAACCUGGCAACCCGCCUCACACACAUACAAGUGGAGGUGUACGGUCCCAGUAACGUGCCCGUAGCCAGCCCCACAGACUUCCUCCAGCAGCUGUCGGUGCAUCUGAACUGUGAGGAGCUGGGCAUCGAUGGCAUCCUCCGCUGGAAUGACCCCACUGACCUCCAGCCGAGAGGGGGGGCCACCCUGCCAGUGGAGGCUGAGACCGGGCCAGAGGGAGGACGUAGCCUGGCCUCAGUGGAGCAGAGCCUCACACUGCUCCUCUUCCUGCACCACAUGGACCCGUUUACCUCCGAGCUCUAUGAUGUUAUAGCUACAGAAGAGCUGUUGGAGCACCACCUGGAGGCGAUACUGACCAACAAUAGGCAGGCAGUGACGGCCGCGCUGCAGAGGGAGAUCAAGAGCAUUCUGAACGCUCACAGACGGAGAAGCAAGGCCAGUGAAAGGAUCUGCUCAGCCUUUGAGGUGAUUUCCAGCUCUGCUCUCAGCAUCGUGAGCAGCAGCAGUAACCUGGAUUUCAGGGCUGCCUGCCUCAGUAACAUGAGGGUGCGUGACACCCAUGGGCUCUCACAGGCCCUCCGGGAGGCACAGGUGAGGGUGACCUCAUGGAAGUUUGUUCCGAAGGCCAGGUGUUACCCGGUACCGCAGGAAGACACGCCGACGAGGACAGAAAUGUGAUCCACUGACACCUGGUGGUGGUUUGGUUAAUAAAUAUCAACAGUUUGGUGUUUCUUCAGAUAUAUUGAAAAGAUACGUUUUACAUUGUAUAUGUUGAGUAGUUAAGUGUUAGUUGUUCUUGUUGUGUAAGUGUUUCUCGUACAAAGAGCACUGAAUGCAAACAGGUCUUGUUAUGCACUAUAUGUAGUCAGUUGAAAGAGUAAAGAGAUGCCGACACUA
Gadus morhua (Atlantic cod) is the source of this 1704-nucleotide messenger RNA. It is a transcript of the gene top6bl, whose product is annotated as TOP6B like initiator of meiotic double strand breaks. The coding region runs from base 19 to 1485 and encodes 488 amino acids. NCBI's taxonomy places the organism in Eukaryota, Metazoa, Chordata, Actinopteri, Gadiformes, Gadidae. Gene Ontology annotation, biological process: meiotic DNA double-strand break formation. The record is from RefSeq and is a predicted model, not a curated record. The transcript is spliced from 14 exons.